CGGGCGCGGGGGGAGCCCGCGCCGCCCCAGCGAGCCAGGAGGGAGGCCGCCGAGCAGCGCGCCCGCCCGGCCCGUCCCGGCCGCCCUGCCCCAUGCCCCAGCGGCGCUGAGCCUCCCGCAGCCCGAACAUGGCCACCACGGCAACGUGCACCCGCUUCACCGACGAGUACCAGCUCUACGAGGAGCUUGGCAAGGGAGCCUUUUCUGUGGUCCGCAGAUGUGUAAAGAAAAGUUCAUCACAGGAAUAUGCUGCAAAAAUCAUCAACACCAAAAAGCUGUCAGCCAGAGAUCACCAGAAACUGGAACGUGAAGCUCGAAUCUGCCGACUUCUGAAGCAUCCAAAUAUUGUGCGGCUCCAUGACAGUAUUUCAGAAGAAGGUUUCCAUUACCUCGUCUUUGAUCUGGUUACAGGUGGGGAGCUCUUUGAGGAUAUUGUUGCCAGAGAAUACUACAGUGAAGCAGAUGCCAGCCACUGUAUUCAUCAGAUACUGGAGAGUGUGAAUCACAUUCACCAGCAUGAUAUCGUGCACAGGGACUUGAAGCCUGAGAAUUUACUACUGGCAAGUAAAUGUAAGGGUGCUGCUGUCAAACUGGCUGACUUCGGACUGGCUAUAGAAGUCCAGGGAGAGCAGCAGGCCUGGUUUGGGUUUGCUGGCACUCCAGGCUACCUCUCCCCUGAAGUCUUAAGAAAAGAUCCUUAUGGAAAACCAGUGGAUAUAUGGGCAUGUGGAGUGAUUCUGUACAUAUUACUAGUGGGGUACCCUCCCUUUUGGGAUGAAGAUCAGCACAAACUCUAUCAGCAGAUCAAAGCCGGAGCCUAUGACUUCCCAUCACCUGAGUGGGACACUGUGACUCCCGAAGCAAAGAAUUUGAUCAACCAGAUGCUGACGAUAAACCCUGCAAAGCGCAUCACAGCUGACCAGGCUCUCAAACACCCAUGGGUCUGCCAACGAUCCACUGUUGCUUCAAUGAUGCACAGGCAGGAGACUGUGGAAUGCUUGAGAAAGUUCAAUGCUAGAAGGAAGCUAAAGGGUGCAAUCCUCACGACAAUGCUUGUGUCUCGGAAUUUUUCAGCUGCCAAAAGCCUGCUGAACAAGAAAUCAGAUGGAGUAAAGCCACAGAGCAACAACAAAACCAGUAUAGUAAGCACUGCAAAAGAAACACCCCCAGUGCAGACGUCCAUGGAGCCUCAAACAACUGUUGUCCAUAAUGCUACAGAUGGCAUAAAGGGUUCCACAGAGAGCUGUAACACUACAACUGAAGAUGAGGAUCUGAAAGCUCCCCCUCUCUCCACCGGGGACGGCAGCUCAGUGCUUGAAGGACGGAGGCACAGUGAGAGCAAAACACAGACUGAGUCCAUGCAGUCCCAGCUUUCUCUCUGUUUCUCAGCCACUACACAGUCUUGUGAAGAGAAGCUUCAUGCCUGGGACAGCCCAGUGCAGACAGUGGAGUUAGAGCGUGCUCGGUCGGAGCCUUUGCUAACUCCAGUAGUUCCUUUUGUACUUAACCGUGCACCGUUGCGUAAGCAAGAGAUCAUUAAGAUAACAGAGCAGCUGAUAGAAGCCAUCAACAAUGGAGAUUUUGAGGCUUAUACAAAAAUCUGUGAUCCUGGCUUGACCUCAUUUGAACCUGAAGCACUGGGGAACCUGGUUGAAGGAAUGGAUUUCCAUAAGUUUUACUUUGAGAACUUACUGUCGAAGAACAGCAAGCCAAUACACACCACCAUCCUGAACCCCCAUGUCCAUGUCAUUGGUGAAGAUGCUGCCUGCAUUGCGUAUAUCCGCCUGACACAGUACAUCGAUGGCCAAGGCCGGCCUCGCACCACGCAGUCUGAAGAGACCCGUGUCUGGCACCGCCGUGAUGGCAAGUGGCUGAAUGUCCACUACCACUGCUCUGGAGCUCCUGCAGCACCUCUCCACAACUUGUGGAGAUACUCAGCUGGAGGGCAAUAUCUUCUUAGCAAGCAGCUCUGGAGUGCCUGAGUGACAGCAACGGUCAUGUCUGUUUUGACAUUAAAAAAAUAAAUACAAAUUACAAACAGGCAGCAGCCAAAUGCACGAAACCCUGCAUGCAUCUGAUGCUCCGGGCGCUGCCUUUCUGUUGUUUUCCAUGGAUCCAUCGUGUCUGUUUCUGCUGUACGAAGGUGUUUUUAAAUCUGAAAAAAAAAGAAAAAAAGAAAAAAAAAGACAUGUUGUUUGUAUAAAAUAAUAAAGAACAGGAAUAAUGCUAAAUAAAUGACAGAUUAUCCAACAUGCCCCCUCCCCCAGGGCUAAGGAAAUGGCAGCAGCUGGAACAUCUUUCAGAAAUUAAGUGAGGGGGAAAGCAAAAGUGAAGGAGAGAGAAAGAGAGAGGGAGAGCAAAAAAGGAGGCAGCUUGGGCAGCGGAUGGCUGAACGGUGCUCCGCAUCACCAUGGUGGAAAGUAACAUCACUUUCAGGCUGUGCUGCUACUUCAGUCCGUGAGAGGUGGCGAGGAGGAAACCCCAGAGGAGCCAGUGUGAAGACUGGGGUUCACAAAAGAGGAGGUGCUUCUCUUCCUGUUCCCCAGUAGACUGACUUCAGCCUGCUGCUUCUUCAAUUUCUGCACAGCAAGAACGCUACAGAAAGCUGGUUGCUUGGCUGCUGGAUCCCAGAACAGACUUCCUUUUUUUUAUUUUGUUUUCUUGUUUCUGUUUUCUUCUUCUUUUUUUUUUUAAUUAGAAAACAAACCCAACAAGGGGAUGUUGAUUUAAAAUUAAAGGUGGAAGUAGGGAUUUUAAAAAAGGGGUUUAAGUGAAUAGAACUUAAAUAGAAGCUUGCUCUUCAGAGAUAUGGUUUUAGAAACAGCCACUACCUGGCCAAACGUGGAGGUUUGAAGCCAGCUUAUUUAAUCUAACAGGGCAAAAGAAGCAUUGUGUUAAGAGCAGAGAUUUUAGAGGAAGAGGGUAUAUGUAUGGGAUUUUCUAAUUUUUGUUUCCUUUUUACUAGUGUAGUUGGGAUCCACAGUGCUGCAGAACACGUGUUCCUUAGGAAGCAGACAAAAACCUUAGUGUUAUGUUCUUCAUGAAAACUUGCACAUACACUCCUAUAUGAGGCAUAAAUAGCGUGUGUUUUUUAUACUGAAAUAUAUGCACCCAUAGAAUUAAAGGGGUUACCUGGCCUCCUGUUUGAUUUGUUUGGUCUCUGAGUAAAAUAGCAAUUGGAGCCAGCAGCCCCAGCCAGGUGCUUCUCCCCACCACUAACCCAUCUGAUGUUUGUAAGUGUCAUGUUUCCUAGUGUUUAUUUGGGUAAUUUUUCUAUUUUUUACAGUGAUGUUGUAACACAGAAAACUAUCAGAUCAGAACCUCAAAAACCAUAGCGGAAGAACUCCAGGCCACCUCCCUGUGUUGCCUCUGGGUGUUAGAGGAUACCUCAUGAAGCAGAGGGGAAAGGGAAUUAGCACAUGUGAUCUGAUGUUUGUCCUUUGGGCCAAUUCAUCUUCCUUUCUUUUCUUUUUUGUUAAAGGAGUCCAGUUCCUUUAUUCAUUGGGUGGGGAAUGUGGAAGUGUUUUGUUGACCUUAUCAAGGAGGGAGCCUAGCCCCAAGAAGAAAAUGGCCUUCUGGUGGACCCUGAUAGGAAUUGUUUUGACCAAGGGAAGGCAUCACUUGCAGAAGCUGGGAUAGGCUUUUACCUGAAUUUCUGUCUCCCCCUGUUCAUUUUUUGGAUCUUUCAAGGGAGUUGAAGUGAUUGCAUUGACAGCAUACUAAGUGUGAGGCAACCUUUUUACAGACUAUGGAAGAGAAGAAAGCCAAUUUAGAAUUUUAAUCCUUAUUUAAGAGAAUGCAGAAAAUAAAAGCUGUUGCACAAAGUGGAGCUGUCACUUUGCAACAGAUAGCUCUGCUCCUUUUGUUAGAGAGGUGCUAUCCCACACUAAGAUUAGAUCAGCUCACCCAUGAUGCAGGAAAAGACCAUCCACACUUCCCAGUUUUGUGUGAGUAGAUAUCCUUUUCUUCCUCCACCACCCCAGGGAAGAGUGUAGGAAUUGAACCUAUGGGGGGCAAACACUAGAUUUUAUUAUUUAGAACCAUUUCUAAGACAGCACUAAGGCAGUGAGUGAAGUGGAAGAGUUAAAAGCCUUGAUAUUUUAUUCAGAUUUUUUUUUGUUUUAAGCCACAAAGAGAGAGCAAACGAGAUUACAAUUAAUGCCAUUUUAAAAAAGAUAAAGACAAAACAUUAUGCAUGCCUUCUUUAGGUCUGACCUUACUUGUCUCUUUUCCUGAUGAUUAUUACUAAUUAAAAAGAACCCUAUGUAUUAAGUAUCUGCAUCUUUCAGAGAAAAUUUUAAAAGAACAGAACUGUUUUUUGGUUUUGCACAGUCUUGGAGACAAACUCUCCUUUGGGUUUUUUUGUUUGUUUUGUUUCCUUUUAAGUUAAUGAGAACCUUAGCUUGGUAUGGCCAUUAUCAAACACAGCUGUACACCUUUAGCAUUCUUAAUGUUCUCUUACGGGGCUAAUAUAAGCAUCUAUAUAAUAUAUAUUAUAAAUAUCACAUUUUAAACAGGAAAUGGAAGGCAUUUGAUGCAGAAUUUUUGCAUGAUAUAGAAAUAAUUAAAGUUAGCUAGUGUUUGUUUGUUUGGUCUGAAUGUUGGUAGAACCUUCAUAGCUUUGUUACAAUGAAACCUUGAACUGAAGAUAUUUAAUAAAAUAACAUUUAAACAGUGCAAA
This is a messenger RNA of Melopsittacus undulatus (budgerigar), 4681 nucleotides long. It is a transcript of the gene CAMK2G, whose product is annotated as calcium/calmodulin dependent protein kinase II gamma. The transcript has 22 exons. Gene Ontology annotation, molecular function: ATP binding; calmodulin binding; calcium/calmodulin-dependent protein kinase activity. Gene Ontology annotation, biological process: protein phosphorylation. The coding region runs from base 129 to 1982 and encodes 617 amino acids. Lineage: Eukaryota; Metazoa; Chordata; Aves; Psittaciformes; Psittaculidae. The record is from RefSeq and is a predicted model, not a curated record.